Messenger RNA from Panicum hallii, 2151 nucleotides. Its product is annotated as heavy metal-associated isoprenylated plant protein 33-like. Lineage: Eukaryota; Viridiplantae; Streptophyta; Magnoliopsida; Poales; Poaceae. The record is from RefSeq and is a predicted model, not a curated record. The transcript has 4 exons. Bases 132 to 1637 code for a protein of 501 amino acids. Gene Ontology annotation, molecular function: metal ion binding.
CAUUUCACAAUCUUAAGAACAAAGGAAAGGCUUCAGCUUCCAGGGGUCCAACCAAAGGCGACCUCAGGGAAAAAUAAAAAGGAUCUGAUCCUCUUGUGUCAUUGGAGGCUGCAUCGUUUGAGGUGGUCAGGAUGAGCAAGGAGGAUACGCUCAAGGUUCAAAUCUGCGUGUUAAAAGUAAACAUCCACUGUGAUGGGUGCGAGAAGAAGGUCAAGAAGAUCCUCCACAAGAUUGAUGGUGUGUACCAGAGCAGCAUAGAUGCAGAGCAGGGGAAGGUGACGGUGUCUGGCCUGAUGGAUCCAGACACCGUCAUCAGGAAGCUGAACAGGGCCGGCAAGCCCGCUCAGCUGUGGGGCGGCAAGGCGCCUGGCGUGGUAAGCCAGCUUCAGAAGCUGCAGCUUGGCGGCGGUGGCAAGGGCCAGCAGCAGAAGGAUGCCGGCGGCAAGGGUCAGCAGCCGAAGGAUGCCGGCGGCAAGGGCCAGCCUAAGGGUGGAGCGGGCGCUGGAAACGGCGGGGGUGGCGGCGGCGGCGCGAAAGAUGCAAAGAUGGCGAUGCCGCAGCCGACUCCGCAGCAGCUUCAGCAACUGCAGCAACUGCAACAGCAGAUGCAGAUGAAGGGGAUGAAGCUUCCUCCCCAGCUCAUGGGCAUGGGCGGCAAGAUGCCGUUCCCGGCGGCCGCGCCGCCGGCGAAGGACCCCAAGGCUGUCAGGUUCAACGUUUCCGAGGAUGACGAGUUCGGGGACGACGGCAGCGAGUUCGAUGAUGAGUUCGACGACUUCGACGACGAGGACUUCGAGGACGACGGCCUCGACGACAUUUACGACGAUCCCAAAAUGAUGAUGAAGCCUAUGGCCAUGCCGCCGGCCGCCGGCGGGGGCGACAAGAAGGGUGGCCACGGCGGCGGCAAUGGUGGCAAGAAAGGCGGCGGCGGCAACGAGAUCCCGGUGCAGAUCAAGGGGAACGCCAACAACGGCGGCAAGGACUCCGGCGCGAAGCAGAACCAGGGUGGCGGAGGCGGCCACGGCAAGAACGGUGGCGGCGCGCAGCCGCCGCAGAACGGCAAGGGCGGCGCCCCAGGCGGUGGGAACCAGCUUGGCCAGGCCAAGAAGGGCGGCGGCCCGAUGAUGGGCGGCAUGCCGCCGCCGCAGCAGCCGGGCAUGAUGAUGAUGAGGCCGCCGAACAUGAUGGGCGGCGCCGGUUUCCCCGGUAUGGGCCAGAUGGGCGGCGGGCCCAUGGGCGGCAUGCCGAUGGGCCACCCCCACAUGGGUGGCAAUGGCAUGCAGCCGGGCGGCGGCAGUGGCGCGGUCCACGGCAUGCCGGCCGGCGGCAUGAUGCCUGGGGCUGGGUUCUACCCGGGCGGCGGCAUGCCGUCGGGACCGGAGAUGGUGCCGGCGGCCGGGAACCCCAUGGCGCAGCAACAGCAGCAGUACAUGGCCAUGAUGCAGCAGCAGCAGCCGCCGCAGAUGAUGAUGAAUGGCCAUGGCCACGGCGGCGCCGGGUACCCGCCGACGGGGUACGGGUACGGGUACGGCCGGCCGGCGAUGCCCUACCCGCCGCCGGCGUACUACCCUACGCCGCACCCGCAUGACAACAUGUUCAGCGACGAGAACCCCACCAACAGCUGCUCGGUGAUGUGAGGCAAGGUCGCCGGCGCCUGCCAAAGCUUCCUCCUGCUGAUGCUUCGGACGAAGUGAACCAACCGGAAGGUCACAGGUGGCCGUCGGUCAGCGUCGUCACCAUGGUCGAAAUAACAACCUGGAUCGGUCGGUCAGUACUCAGUAUACAUGAGAAGCUAGCUAGUACCAGCAGCUAGAAUCUCCCCCUUUUCUUUUCCCAUCUCCUUUUUCUUUUCUAGUUUAUUUUCACUCUCCUCUUCCUUUGAACAAAAAAAGCAACUUCCUUGAACGGGAAGGUAGGUAUAGUAAUUAUCAAUAGUGGUCAUAAGAGAUGGUGGUGCUCUAUCAAUAGUAGCUCAAGAAGGUGGUGGUGCUCUAUCCCAUGUGUGUGAUGGCAAGGCAUGGUAGAAGAAUGCGCAAAACAUAGUGUGCUGUGCUCGAGCUGCGUCUCUUCUCUCUAUCUUCGACAUGCUAGCUAGCGGAAUGCUGGCUGUCAACUCUUCUAGUGCCUUUGCCUUUGUGCUGGCCUUGACUA